Molecule: messenger RNA, 853 nt
Organism: Lonchura striata (white-rumped munia)
Lineage: Eukaryota; Metazoa; Chordata; Aves; Passeriformes; Estrildidae
Source: RefSeq, a predicted model, not a curated record
UGCGGUGCCUCCACCUCCCGAAACACUACACGGCUCCCCCAGGUAUCUUUGCCACUGUCCCCGAGCCUGCAACAUGCAGCAGGACCUCCCGCCGUACCAGAUGCUGCCGGCAGAGGUGAAGAUGGAGGAGAUGCCCCGGAGCACGACGGUGGUGGUGGAGGAGACACAGCAGCAGCAGCAGCCGCCGCCCCGGGACCACCUGGUGUGGUCCCUCUUCACCACCCUGUACGGCAAUUUCUGCUGCCUCGGCCUCCUGGCGUUCGUCUUCUCUGUCAAGUCCAGGGACCGCAAAGUGCUGGGUGACUACAGCGGGGCCCUGAGCUACGGCUCCACGGCCAAGUACCUGAACAUCACGGCCCUGGUGAUCAACAUCCUCAUCGUCAUCAUCGUCAUCGUAUUCGUCUCCCUGGCCAUCGCCGGGGUCUUAAGAGGCUCCUCACACCCGUACGGGUAAUGGCCACCCUUAGUGCCAUCCUUGCCCCGCGGGCUCUGCUUCCCUCCCCGCCCGGGGCUGGAGCCGGGCAUGCCUGGGGAGUGCCUUCCUGCACCGAAACUGCAAAAUGACAAUCCAUGUGCCUCACCCGACGCCUGCUGCUGUCUGUCCUGCCCCUCUUCCCUCCCUGCCCCUCUUCCCUCCCCACUCGGAGCUUUUGUGGAGCCCUUGCUGAUGGCUGCCCUGGCUGGAAGCGUUCUGAAGUGGACUCUGCUCCCCAGAGCAGCUGAGCACCCCCAACCCUGCCAUGGCUUGCUUGCUGCUUUGCUCUGGAAAUGGAACCCCAGCUGCCUCAAAACAAUUUUUAGAAGGGGCACCCGGCUCAGAGAAACCCUGAAAAUAAAGGCUUUUUUCACUUUU